AUUAUAGUGAAAUGUGAACCUUCUCUUUUAAAAACCCAAAUUCGUCUUUAUCGGUUUACUCCACUGACAAUCCAUUAAUAAAUUAUUCGAGUAAAGAAGUAUUACUUCUUUUGAAAAAUGGCAUUAAGUAUUUUCAGAAGCUUAAGCAGAUUUUCCAAUCACUCCAAAGGUCUGAGUGGUACGGCUCUUGCGAAAACGAUCUCUGCAAAAAAUACUACUUUUCUGGCAAGAGCAUUGUCUUCUGAGCAGAAGACAGACACAAGACCUACUGUAAGAAAACCAGAUAGUCAUGUAUCGAGACCGAUGCUGAGCCAGUUUGGCGUGUACGUAGCCGAAAUUAUGCCAAAGUACGUCCAGAAGGUGCAGUUAACUGCAGGAGACGAGUUGGAGAUUUUAAUCGCGCCAGAAGGAGUUCUACCAGUUUUACAGUUUCUCAAGGACCACCACACUGCCCAGUUUGUCAACCUGUCGGACAUAACCGCAGUCGACGUUCCAAGCCGGCAGUACCGGUUCGAAAUCGUUUACAAUCUUCUGUCCUUGAGGUUUAAUUCAAGAAUUCGUGUCAAGACAUACACGGACGAACUUACACCCAUUGAUUCAGCUUGUCCGAUUUUCAAAGGUGCUAACUGGUAUGAAAGGGAAGUUUGGGACAUGUUUGGUGUUUUCUUCUCGAAUCAUCCUGAUUUGAGGAGAAUCUUGACUGAUUACGGAUUCGAAGGACAUCCAUUCAGGAAAGACUUCCCUCUCUCGGGAUAUGUUGAGGUGAGAUAUGACGACGAGAAAAAGAGGGUUGUGGUAGAACCAUUGGAAUUGACUCAAGAAUUUAGAAAAUUUGAAUUGUCAAGCCCUUGGGAGCAGUUUCCAAAUUUCAGAGAAGCCGCCCAAGAGGUGCCAGUGCAAGAUAAAAAAGAAUAAAUCAAAGUGUACAUUAAAUAGUUGUUAUAUUUAAUAAAAUGUAGAUAUUUCUGUUGA
Messenger RNA from Cimex lectularius (bed bug), 972 nucleotides. It is a transcript of the gene ND-30, whose product is annotated as NADH dehydrogenase [ubiquinone] iron-sulfur protein 3, mitochondrial. Bases 118 to 915 code for a protein of 265 amino acids. The record is from RefSeq and is a predicted model, not a curated record. Lineage: Eukaryota; Metazoa; Arthropoda; Insecta; Hemiptera; Cimicidae. Gene Ontology annotation, molecular function: NADH dehydrogenase (ubiquinone) activity. The transcript has 5 exons.